UGGACGGAGAGCCUCACCUUCCACUCAGUCGCUCAGUCAGUCAGUCAGUCAGUCCGUCUAUACGCUGCUCCGCGCUCACGCAGCGACGCCUUCGCUGCCCUCACCCGGCGAAGAAGCACCUUACUCUCGCCGUACAACAAUCACGGAGAGCCGCAGUCACUCGCCGCCUUUUCGUAAAGGAUAAAACAGGUCCGGCGUGGUCUGGACUGAGCUGCUCCUGAACCCGGACGAUGGCUCAGAGACGGAUAUCAUGCUGGUGAGGCCGCCUGCCAGAAACCGCCACACCUACACCGAGUGACGCCGCCAUGCCUCGUCUGCCUCCCUGAUUCCCUUCCACACGCCCUCCACUCAGCGCCACAGCAGUCCCGUCCCCCCUGUCCCCCUGUGAAGUCACCAUGGCGACCCCCUUCCUGUGGAAGCUGUCCUCCCAGAAGCUGGGCUUCUUCCUGGUCAGCUUCGGCUUCAUCUGGGGCAUGAUGCUGCUGCACUUCACCAUCCAGCAGAGGGCCAGCCACGAGAACAGCGCCGUGCUGCGCCAGCAGAUCCUCGACCUCAGCAAGCGCUACAUCAAAGCUCUGGCAGAGGAGAACCAGAGCGUCAUGGACGGGCCCUACGUUGGUACCAUGACGGCUUACGGUGAGUAGAACUGGCUUCUUUUAGUC
This is a messenger RNA of Solea senegalensis (Senegalese sole), 662 nucleotides long. RefSeq names its product alpha-1,6-mannosylglycoprotein 6-beta-N-acetylglucosaminyltransferase A-like. The record is from RefSeq and is a predicted model, not a curated record. Lineage: Eukaryota; Metazoa; Chordata; Actinopteri; Pleuronectiformes; Soleidae. Bases 396 to 644 code for a protein of 82 amino acids. The transcript is spliced from 2 exons.